Messenger RNA from Monomorium pharaonis (pharaoh ant), 3660 nucleotides. It is a transcript of the gene Lcch3, whose product is annotated as gamma-aminobutyric acid receptor subunit beta-like. Bases 1069 to 2532 code for a protein of 487 amino acids. The record is from RefSeq and is a predicted model, not a curated record. Gene Ontology annotation, molecular function: extracellular ligand-gated monoatomic ion channel activity; neurotransmitter receptor activity; GABA-A receptor activity. Gene Ontology annotation, cellular component: membrane; synapse; neuron projection. Gene Ontology annotation, biological process: signal transduction; regulation of membrane potential; monoatomic ion transmembrane transport. Lineage: Eukaryota; Metazoa; Arthropoda; Insecta; Hymenoptera; Formicidae. The transcript has 10 exons.
GGUAGAGAAAGAGAAAGAGAGAGACAGAGAGAAAGAGAUCAAGUACGAGGAAACGAGUAGAGAGAUAAACGUGGGUGGGACGGGGCAAUCGCACGUGAAAAAGGGGGUGCGAGCGAGAGGGCCGGAGGACCCGCGAAAACGAGAGCGUGGAAGAGGGAGGAUUCGCAAGAGCGAGAGGAAAGGGGUUGAAUUGUGAUAGACAGACAGAGAGAGAACCGCGCGUUGACAGGUAGAAGUGAGGAGGAUGAUUUCCGGACGAGAGAGAAAGAGAGGGAAAGAAAGAGUGAGAGGGAGACCGUUCUCGUUGAAUAGAAGUAAGAGGGGAGAACGGGAGAGAGACAGAGAGAGAGAGAGAGGGCCUGAAGAGAGUAAUCGACAGUGGAUCCGCGUUAGCUACCGAGGGAUGAAAGGCAGCAGCCUCCGCGAGACUCGUGGCGCACAGGAAUACCUCGCGCCUACGUUUCUAUCCGACAACGAGGACGACGACGUGGACGAGGACAAGGACGUGGUCAUCGACGGGAAGUGAUGCUGCGCGACGAUCGAUGACACGCUCGUGACAACGUUCGGAUCCAUAAAUUCGAUCGCGCCGAUGCGGAAAAGUGAUAAACCAGUGAAUCCUGCGAACAGUGGAUCUUAAAGAACAAUAAUAACGAUCGACCGGGCCGGGAGAUCUCGCGAUCCUGCCGCUCGAUUUCAAGCUAUGAUGAUGGACCGAGGUGCGUGCGAGUGUUAACUCCGGUCAACGACGCGGUAAUCGGUUUAACGAUCAAUCCGGUAUCUCUAUCGGUUCGAUGAGAUCGUCACGCGCAUAGUGAUUCGGAUGCGGCAGAAUACAUUGCGUGUGGCAUGUAUACGGGGUCAAGGGUUGCGAUGAGCAGGCGGGAAGUGUACGGAAAGGGUCGACGGGCGUUCUUCCCUUCGUCUGUGAUUGUAGAACGGCGGCGGUGGCGGCAGCGAGCCGGUUACGGGGAUGCCGAGGGGAUGCGAGGAUAUCGCGAGAUGACGUUCUCCAUCGCGCUCGUCGUUCACUGACACAAUCCCGACCGGAUAACGAAGACAAUUGGCAGGAUGCUGCCACGCGAAUUGCCGCUCCUGAUCCUCUUCUUCCUUGUGCAGCUGCGUCAUCGUGUCAUCUGGGCUUCCCUGGAAAGUAUCGAGAUGUCCGAUAGAUUGGAGAACGUUACGCAGACAAUUUCGAGGAUACUCGAUGGCUACGAUAUCCGAUUAAGGCCGAACUUUGGCGGCGAUCCAUUACUAGUCGGAAUGGAUCUCACCAUUGCAAGUUUCGAUGCGAUCUCAGAAGUCAAUAUGGAUUACACUAUAACGAUGUAUUUAAAUCAAUAUUGGAAGGACGAGAGACUUGCCUUUUCACAUAAGGACGAGAUCCUGACGUUAAGUGGCGAUUUCGCAGAAAAGAUUUGGGUGCCGGACACAUUUUUUGCCAAUGAUAAAAAUAGUUUUCUGCACGACGUCACCGAGCGCAACAAACUUGUUAGAUUAUCUGGUGACGGUUCGAUUACAUACGGCAUGAGAUUCACAACGACUCUGGCCUGCAUGAUGGACCUGCAUUACUAUCCCCUCGACUCGCAGAAUUGCACGGUCGAAAUCGAAAGCUAUGGAUACACGGUGAUCGACGUAGUAAUGUCUUGGAAGGAUACUCCUGUUCGUGGGGUCGAGGAAGCAGAAUUACCGCAAUUUACAAUAAUCGGUUACGAAACUAACGAUCGAAAGGAGAAUCUGGCGACAGGCAUCUACCAAAGACUCUCGCUAAGUUUCAAGCUCCAGAGAAACAUAGGAUAUUUCGUUUUUCAAACGUAUCUGCCAAGUAUCCUAAUCGUUAUGCUCAGUUGGGUCAGCUUCUGGAUCAAUCACGAAGCUACGAGCGCGAGAGUAGCUCUCGGCAUCACAACUGUAUUGACCAUGACAACAAUAUCGACGGGUGUUAGAAGCUCACUGCCACGGAUCAGCUAUGUGAAAGCUAUCGACAUCUACCUAGUGAUGUGCUUUGUUUUCGUGUUUGCGGCUUUGCUGGAAUAUGCAGCGGUCAAUUACACGUAUUGGGGCGCCAGGGCGAAGAAGAAGACCAAGAAGAAAGAUACCGACGAGAAAAAAAUACUAUCUUCUAAGACAGGGAGCAAAGCCAGCUCGCCUUUUCCUGGCUCCACGGACGCGGAUAUCAUAGAGCUUCAGGAUCUCAGAAUGUCACCUCUACCGAGCAUUAGAAAUAGGUCAGGCCUACUCAGCUCAUCGGGAGUUGGAAGGGAUCAUGAUCCGGCCAAAUUUCCGCCGAGCUUUCGUAUUUCUAGAUCUGCCGCUUAUAAUACGCACGGACGAAACAGCGGUCUCAGGUACAGAGGCCCAAGACCGCACAAGUCCAAGAUGUUACAUGCUCUACGUAGAGGAGCUUCCGUAUUACGUGUAUCAAUGCCAAAAAUCAAAGAUGUGAACGUGAUAGACAAGUAUUCGCGGAUCAUCUUUCCGGUUAGCUUCAUGCUGUUUAACAUCGUGUACUGGACCUUCUAUUUCUUCUGAGCAGUAAACGGGUAUUAGAAACCGAUUUCCACUCAGUUUCGUAUACGUCUAAAAAGGACCAAUUGAUUCGGGAGGAUCCUUUCAAGUCUUCUAGCAUGACCAUCAAACGAUGUGCAAUAUUUUUCACAGGGACGAAGGUCCACCGAAUAUCAGCAGGUGAUGAAAGUACUGAAUCGAAAGUACUGCCACGAAACAUUUAUCGAUAAAAAGUAGAAUGGCGGCGGACUCGUGUGUGCCAAUAGCGUUUACGCGAGAUUUUGGUUAAUUAUUAUAGAAAAUAUAAGCAAUAAGCAAUACGAAUGAGCGACAAUAUGUUCCUAAUGAAGCAUGAUGCUUUGUCAUGUUCGUGUGAGAAAGGUCAAUAAGUAGCCAUUUGAACGACAAAAUUUGCAGUGAUCUUGGAAAAAAAACAUGCGUUCGGAGCAAGUUUUUUUGCAUCCGUGAUAAUAAAAGUGAUCUGAGUCGUAUAUUUUAUUCUGGAGAUAAAAUGUUUUUAUAUAUUUAAAAAAGAUAUUUCCCUCUUUAGAUCAAUAAAUAUUACUUAAUCUAAUAAAAUAUAAAAACUAUUUCCAUUCUUAAUAUUUUCUGCAAUAAUAAAAUUUUAAAAUGAUGUAAAACUAAAUAUAUAUUUUUACAUUUGUGACUUGAUUUACUUUUAUGACCGCCUAUAUGCAAAAAAAGGGUUCUCUAGCUCUCAAUUCCGCAAAGUAGAUUUAAGAUCGACUGUCAAAAGUGAAAAUACGAGUCAAAUUGUAAAUUUAAAUAAAGUGAUUAAUAUUAAUCAAAAAGAUUGACGUUAUAAAUACAUAUUAAAUACAAUUUCAAAAAAUAUAUAAAUAAAUUGGCAAUUAAUAUCUUUUUUUUCUAUAUAUUAUAUAAUUGUUUUUAUAAUUGUCACUUUUAAUAGUACAAUUUGCAAAUAUGGAUUAUAUAAGAUAUCAUCCUAGUUUACAAACUUCAGAUAUUUUUUUUAAACGUGCAAUAAAAUGUUCGAAGAAUGUCAUGUGUAGAGAAUACAUUUGUGGCUUAACGACAAUUUCUAAAUAUAAUUUUAAGAAACAAAUAUAGCUAUAAAAUAUAAUAUGUAUAAUAAUCCGCAAAUAAACCGUGAAUAGAUUUACAAACAUA